Messenger RNA from Rhododendron vialii, 853 nucleotides. RefSeq lists its product as uncharacterized. NCBI's taxonomy places the organism in Eukaryota, Viridiplantae, Streptophyta, Magnoliopsida, Ericales, Ericaceae. The record is from RefSeq and is a predicted model, not a curated record. The transcript has 2 exons. Bases 83 to 637 code for a protein of 184 amino acids.
UAAGAGGCAAGAACUCAAGCCCGGGAAAUUAGAAAGGCAAAUUCCUAUAAAACCCUUCCGCGCGGAAAGAAUAAGUAAGAAGAUGAUGAUGAUGGAGAAGCAUCAGAUGGAGAGGAGGAAGAUGAGGUGGUGGUGGCGGAGGGGAAAGCCGACAAAGGUGGCGAUGGAGAAGUUGAUACGGUGGGACAUGAAGGAGUUUAGUCGGCGAGAGAGGCUUGCACACGGCAAGCGUCGUGAAGAGUUGAAUAAAGUGGAUUGGGCGAUGAUUAAGAAGGACUUGCACACUCCAGAGGCUCUUCAAGCCUACCAAGAACUCCGCAAACAAGCUUGCGGAAAUAUCGACGAUCGAGUCACUGGCCGCAUCUCUCAGUCUCAGAGGAAACCUGAUGUACGGUAUGUGCACCAUCCCUCUAAGGAGAGAAUGCUUAUGGAAUGGGGUGAUGGGAUGAAAGAGCUUCAGAAGAGGUAUCCUCUUGGGAUGAAACUGCUUCAAAAGAUAUUGCCUGUAACCAAGAAAUCAAGGGUGGUUGCAGCAGUAGGUCUAAGUGCAUGUGCUGUAGCGGGUCUGGGUGGUAGGAUUUGGUUAGGGAACGCGAAUGAGCAGGAAAAUGAAACCGAGCAGGAUGUUUAUUUUUGAUCGGCAACUGGGCAGGGUGAUGUCGCCAAAGAGCAGUUGGGCUCAGCUUCCAUCAUCUAAUAUUAGUACAGUAUUACUUAAGGGGGAAGACUAUAGCGUCCUCUCCUGUUUUUUGGGGACCUCGUUAGUUAAUCGACUUGUGACGUACAUGUUUUUUUUUUGAAUUCAAACAGAACUUAUGGAGUUAUACUUAGUUGGCUCAUCUGAUGUUUCAUU